CUGUCCGCGGUGCUGAAGCAGUGACGUAGGAAGUUGACGCUCUUCACGCAUCCGCUCCUGACAUUUUUGUGCUACUGGCUAGCUUGCUUAGCAAGGGGUCUCCAUCAGCAGGAGGCGGAGAAAGACUGCGGGCAAACAGAGAGAGCAGUCGAAUCAAGAGACUGAACCUUACCUGGAGAACCGGGGGGCUCUUCCACACAGGAAACAGUUAUUAGAAAGGCUGUACAAUGUCCGAUUUUGACAGCAACCCGUUCGCAGACCCGGACUUCAGCAAUCCCUUUCAGGAUCCCUCAGUGACUCAGGUGACCCGGUCUGCCCCUCCUGGUGGUCUGGAGGAGUAUAAUCCCUUCACAGAUGCCAAAACGGCGGCCCCUGGGAAUGUUCCCAAAGCGACUCCUGUACCUUCGCAGCAGAACACACAACCUGCCAUCAUGAAACCCACAGAGGAGCCGCCAGCCUACUCACAGCAACAGAGUCAGCGGCGCAAUGAGGACCAAGCACGGGUUCAGGCGGAGUUGUUGAGAAGGCAGGAGGAGCUGGAGAAGAAAGCGGCAGAGCUCGAUCGCCGGGAGAGAGAACUCCAGUCCCACGGAGGAGGGCGUAAGAACAACUGGCCUCCACUGCCAGAGAAGUUCCCCGUUGGUCCAUGUUUCUACCACGACAUUGCAGUGGACAUUCCUGUAGAGUUCCAAAAGACCGUGAAGAUCAUGUACAACCUUUGGAUGUUCCAUGCAUGCACGCUCUUUGUGAACAUGUUCGGCUGCCUGGCCUGGUUCUGUGUGGAUACAUCUCGCGGUGUAGAUUUUGGCUUGGCCAUGCUAUGGUUCCUGCUGUUCACUCCCUGUUCCUUUGUCUGCUGGUACAGACCGCUUUACGGGGCUUUUAGGAGUGACAGUUCAUUCCGCUUCUUUGUCUUCUUCUUCAUCUAUAUCUGUCAGUUUGGCGUUCACGUUUUACAAAGUAUUGGCAUCGCUGGCUGGGGUACAUGUGGUUGGAUCGCAGCUUUAACUGGUCUGAACGCCAACAUCCCAGUGGGCAUCAUCAUGGUGCUGAUCUCAGCUCUGUUCACUGCGCUGUCCGUGGGAUCGCUCAUCAUGUUUAAAAAGGUGCACGCACUGUAUCGUACCACCGGGGCCAGUUUUGAGAAGGCUCAGCAAGAGUUUGCAACUGGGGUCAUGUCUAACAAGACCGUCCAGACUGCGGCCGCCAACGCCGCAGCUAAUGCUGCAACCAAUGCUGCUCGUGGGGCCUUCAAACCUCAGCCAUAAACAGACGCGCCCACAUACAUGCACACAUGCUCACAAAUACAAGCAUACACUCACACACACAAAUGUUGGAGGUGUACAACUCUGGCCUUGCAGGCUCUCAGAUCAAAUGAAUUCUUUUUAUAAAUGUUGUUAUUCUAAGAUUGGCCUACACACGUUGCUAAAAAAAAAGUAACCAGAGUUGUCCACCUUCACUUAAGAUCCAGUUUUAGUAAAAAUUCUCCUACAUCCUUCCUGUCGGCUUCUCAGUCAGAUGGCUGUCUGCUCACAUAGUUGAAUCAUCCACAAAGAGACUCAAGAUGUGCUCUGAGUGUGUGGGAUUUCAUAACUCGCUCCUCUUUCCCCGUCCUCCUGUCCCGUUGAGGUGUUUCUAAGUCAGGCAGAGGUUGCAGUUCUAGUAUACCUUAUUUUUGUCAUGGUGAUGACCUCCAGACAGCUUCCUGCCUGGUCAAUUCAGUAUAGAUUAUUGAAAAGUGAUAAUAUGAUCAUGGUGUUUUGCACAUAGUUCUGUUUUCUUGGUCACAAAAUGAAAGUACAGAGAGUGUUUGUAUGGCUGGGCCUGCGCGUGAAUGUGUACUUCACUUAACGAGAACUCUUUCAUUUAGAUCUGAAAGGUUAAUCAUCCUUGUCCUACAUCUGUGCUUCUAUUCUGAGAUGAAUACACUCCUGGUCAUUCAUAUUAGUAAAAGUAUUUCAGUAUUAUUUUAUCUAGGACCUUCCUGCAGCCCUUAGCAGUGACUUAUUUCUGAAAUAUUCCCUGUUUGUGAGCUAUACUUCAAACACCAAAGUGGGAUAGCUUCAUAAGAUUUGACAGCAUGAUGAAGACAUGCAUGUUCAGCACACUCAACGUAGCUGUUUUUCAAAGCCAGUGUCCACUAUUAGCCUUUUCUCUGGUUACAGGUGGGAACUGGUUUAGGGAGAGGAAUGUCGGCCUACCUAUUUUUCCCUAGUUGGAUUAUGUGUGAAGUGAGCUGUGAAGUCAGUGCAUGUCCCUGUUUGACUGAUUGAUGAUGUUUGGAUCUAUUUGUGAAGACACACUGAACCCCCAGGUCAGCAGGGUCACCAGUUCUCACCACAAACCCAAAAGAGGGUCAGUCAGAUGCUUUCAUGGCCAGGUGCAACUAAAAAGGGAAACACAUGAGAAAUAUCCACUUUUCUUUAUGUACUUUAGGUGUGACAUUAACAGACUACUGUGUGGCUUCAUCUCAGUUGUUUUUGUAGCACUUCACACUUGGUUUAAAACUAACGCUGCUAUGAAUCUUGUGCUGUCAUUAUUCUUUUGGAAAAAGACACAUUCAUAGGGAGGACGGAGAGAAGUGAACAGCCUUUCUUUGACGAUGACAUUGGUUAAGAUUAACCUGCAUACAUAAAAAAGUGAAACAUUGAUACUGUGUUUACCUCCACAACAUAGCUAACACUCCAUUUGCUUUUCUAAAGACGAAAGCAGUCAGUCCAGUUGUUUUUCCUCUGGCAUAAGAAGUUUCAUAUCUAAAUUGAACAUUUAGUAAGAGAGGAUUCAGUGAUAUGACUAAAAGAAUUAAUUUAUAUACAAUAAUAACAGUGUUAUUCAGAACUAAGUUGUACAGACUACUGUCACUGAAGUGAAAUAUGGACGUGUGUUAUUUGUCGCGCUUUAGCACCUCGUAGUGGUGGUGAACGUCUGAAGCUGUGCACGAUGACUGGUGAUGCCGGUUUUACAAAUGUAUGGACCGAACAUUAUAGUGGAUGAAAUAAUCCUGUGAAUAGAACCAAGUUGACGAUCAAUGAUUUGUUAGGAAAUCAGCCAACGCCUCGACAGUAUUGUUUUUGUUUGUUAAUAUUUUUGUUUUAAGUUCAUUGCACUUUCUUGUUUUACGUUGAACUUAGUGCAAAAGACAAGCGUUUUUAUUUAUGGUGUAAUUUAAGUUGUUUGCAUUUUCCAUUUCGUUUGGUUUGAUUUUACAUGAUGUGUUAUGUUUGUGUGGUUUUGUAAUGACAUGAUCAUAGCAUCAGCUAGAUUUAAGAGUGUUUAAUGACUUUGCAACUUGACCCUGCAAGAUGUGCUGGAAUGGAUGAGAAUGUGUAGGAUUGGUAUGAAAGGCCCUAAAGUGUUAUUCUGUGCAGAAAAGCUGUGAGAAAUCUACCAAAUGUCCAUAUAGAUUUGUUUUUAAAUCUUGGUUAGUGAUGUGUUCCCUUGCCAUGUUUUACUUUAAGAUAUUACUUUUAUUUUGCUACAAACACCCACAUGAUUCCCAUGUGUCUAAAGUUUUGAAAAGUUGUCAAAUGAAGCCAUGCCACAGAGAGUCAUUUCUUGAUGUAUUUGGGCAAGUUGGUCCGCAGUAUAAACGAUGUAUUUGAAGUUUGCCGACACAUCACUGUGUUUUUGACCCGUGACCAUGUUAUUUCACUGAAUCAGAGAAGAAACCUAUUCAAAAAGGGACACUUGUAUAUUUUGUAAAGUUGAAAAUUUGAUCCCCAUUAUCAAUCACAUGUAAAAAGAAAACGUAAUGCACUCUUGUCUGGCCUUUGUUGCAUGUGAAAUAGUUUGAGUUUUGUAUAUUUAUGGUAUUAACAUGGAAUAAAAUUUGAAA
Messenger RNA from Trematomus bernacchii (emerald rockcod), 3835 nucleotides. RefSeq names its product secretory carrier-associated membrane protein 1-like. The coding region runs from base 228 to 1268 and encodes 346 amino acids. The transcript has 10 exons. Gene Ontology annotation, biological process: protein transport. The record is from RefSeq and is a predicted model, not a curated record. Lineage: Eukaryota; Metazoa; Chordata; Actinopteri; Perciformes; Nototheniidae. Gene Ontology annotation, cellular component: recycling endosome membrane; trans-Golgi network membrane.